GCAGUUUUACGGGUUCUUCGAUUAUCACGAUUAUUCAUGUACUUGCACAAGCGGGGAACAUCUACCAGCGGUGCGCGUUCUUUUUAGUACUAUUCGACAAAAUCCACAAGAAGCUGUCGCUUUUGUGGAGGCAGAGACACCGACGACAUCGAUGGGAUCAGCUGACUAAUUAUCGAUAACGGCUACACCAACAUCCUGAACACCCGGAGAUAACACAGCUGGUAUUGCCGAACAGCGGUCUCGUAGAAUUGCCUAUAGUCCAACUCCGUCUCACCUCCCAUCCCUGCUCUCUCCCCUGAUCGGCAGUGGUACUGUGUAGCGAGAUUGCCAAUCAAUUCCCGAUUUUCCGAAGAUUGUUCGCUAGCUGUUAGCAAUAUGGACGCGCUGAAGACUGUGUUCAACCGGAGAAUCGCUCUCCCCGUUGUUGUUGCAGCGGCGUUGCUCCAUAAUAGUGCCGAGGCCCUGCAAUCUCCAGGGCUCCGGAGACAGCUAGUCAACUCCCACUCUUUCGCUGAGGUGGAGACGACAGGAUAUAGCUGCUUUGAAAAAGGCAAGGAGUACGUUGGUUUCAGCCUGACUGAGUUCGCCAAAGUGGGCGACGCUGCUUUGUGCCAGCAGAGGUGCAAUCAACACCCGCAGUGUGGCUUCUUCACAUUCUAUUCCAAUGAGAACCGAUGCGUGCUCCAGUCCCGCAAGCCUUCUCAGGAGAACAACAAUGCCAAUGCCGUUUCUGGCCCGAAACGGUGCCCGCUUUGCCUCGUUGAUAACUAUGAUUUCAGAGGCGAGACAAACAUGCAUAAAUCAGGUGCUCCCGGUCUCAAUACACUCCUGGCGUGUCAACAGGGAUGUGCAGCGGAGCCCAAAUGCAAGGCCUUCCUCUUCGAGAAGCGUCCCCGCACGUGUCACUUCAAGACAAGUGAUAACUAUUUGAAAUCGUUCCAUCCGGAUACUUCAUAUAUCGCAGGUCCGAAAACGUGUACGGAUGAACACUGGUGCAUCAUGAAGGAUAUUGGCUACAAGGGCACAGACUCGAAGGCGACAAAAGCAAACUCAGCGGCAGAGUGCCAGCAGAUGUGCCUCAACGACGAGAGAUGUGACUUUUUCACGUGGCAACAGGCGGGCAAGCAUUGUUGGUUUAAGGCUGGGGCGUCCACUGCCUCAACAAAAUACAAUCGGGCUGGCGACUAUUCUGCACCAAAACACUGCGGCCUGCCGACCACAUGUGUCAAGGAGCGGACGAAGUACGCAGGCGAAACCGUUGCGACGUUCCCCAAGAGCGAGGUGGGGACCUUCGAGUCCUGCCAAAUGAAGUGCUGGAAGACCAGCAAGUGUGUGUUUAUGCACUUCAACAAUGAUGGCUGCACGCUCUCUGGGAUCAAUGCAACCGCUCAAACUGAUGCGAACUCCAAAGCAGGCGAUAUCACAUGCUGAAGGAAAUGUUAACCCCUCAGCUCGUCAUUUCUAAGAAUUCGGAAACGUAGCGGAAUCAUUGUUAUUUGAGCGGAUCCUCCAGAAAGACAUCGUUACGGGAAGUUGGCUGGUGACUGAACUUCAUGAAGUGAUUGUUUCCUGUGCUGCAAGAACUGAAUGGGCUGCAACACCUUUUUUCACAAUGUUCCGUAUCCAGAUUUGGCGUUCAGUUCGGUGUACGUUGGAGUGCGGAUGUAUUGCUACGUACGUGUCGUGCUCCGUGUUCAACAUGUGGCGAAAGUGGGUGAAACUCUCGGAGUGUCGCCGCUUCCGGAAACAAGAUCGAACUCGUUUUCAAUUAAGUCCCUAGAGUAAAUU
Molecule: messenger RNA, 1788 nt
Organism: Toxoplasma gondii ME49
Lineage: Eukaryota; Apicomplexa; Conoidasida; Eucoccidiorida; Sarcocystidae
Gene: MIC17A
Product: microneme protein MIC17A
Exons: 3
Coding region: 376-1431 (351 amino acids)
Biological process (GO): proteolysis
Cellular component (GO): extracellular region
Molecular function (GO): protein binding
Source: RefSeq, a predicted model, not a curated record